Messenger RNA from Alnus glutinosa, 1618 nucleotides. Its product is annotated as glycosylinositol phosphorylceramide mannosyl transferase 1. The transcript is spliced from 5 exons. The record is from RefSeq and is a predicted model, not a curated record. Lineage: Eukaryota; Viridiplantae; Streptophyta; Magnoliopsida; Fagales; Betulaceae. Gene Ontology annotation, molecular function: glycosyltransferase activity. Bases 347 to 1336 code for a protein of 329 amino acids. Gene Ontology annotation, cellular component: membrane.
ACCAUUACGUCGCUGUUCACCCUUCCUCUACUCCUCUAGAGAAUCUCUGUCCCUAACCGUAGCAACCUCAACAGUUCAACCCUUGCAUCUGAGCAGAAAUUGUGAGAUCAGGCCGUGGCUUCGAUGAGACAUUGGCUUAUGCAAUCAGUGACAUCAGCGAACCAUCACCGCUAAUAGAAUCAUCACGGCCGUCCGUUCUUAACUCCUUUCACUUCGAACGCGAUCAGGCCUGCGCUACACCAUAAUAUUCCCCUUUCUCUCUACGAGAACCGGAAGGCGCCGGCGAGAACGAGAACCUGUUGGAACCGCAUGGACGAAUCGUUGUUGGCCUAGAAGAAUCGCGGUGAUGAGAGGGAGCUUGUUGAGCCGUCGCGCGUUGCCGCGGCUCCGGCAACUCUCGAUCUCUAUCCUCGGAUCGGUCAAGAUCAAGCUCCUCCUCUCCUGCAUCAUCGCCUUCACGGUGAUCGCGCUCCUGAGCGGCGGGUCGGGUUUUAUGGGAUGGAACAAUCACAGCCCUGCUCCGGACCAGUUUUCCGCUCCACGGAAAGGAUAUGCUAUUGUAAUGAAUACAUGGAAAAGAUAUGAUCUUUUGAAGGAGUCCAUUUCUCACUAUUCAAUGUGUCGUUGGCUUGAAUCUAUUCAUAUAGUGUGGAGUGAGCCUAAUCCACCAUCGGAUUCUCUUAAGAAAUUUCUGAACCACAUUGUAGAGGCCAACUCUGGAGGUGGGCGCCAAGUUGAACUGAAGUUUGAUAUCAACAAGGAAGACAGUUUGAACAAUAGAUUCAAAGAGAUUAAGGAUUUGGAUGCAGAUGCUGUUUUUUCUAUUGAUGAUGAUGUUAUAUUUCCUUGCUCCGCGGUCGAAUUUGCAUUUAAUGUUUGGCAAAGUGCACCUGAUACAAUGGUGGGAUUUGUGCCGCGUGUCCAUUGGGUUGAUCAAUCGAAAGCCGGCAAUGAUUACUAUACAUAUGGUGGUUGGUGGUCAGUUUGGUGGACGGGAACUUACAGUAUGGUACUCUCAAAGGCAGCCUUCUUCCACAAAAAGUAUUUCGGUCUGUACAUGAAUGAAAUGCCAGCAUCAAUUAGAGAAUAUAUAACCAAAAACAGGAACUGUGAGGAUAUUGCAAUGUCUUUUCUUGUUGCAAAUGCCACUGGUGCUCCCCCUAUAUGGGUUAAAGGUAAUAUAUUUGAGAUUGGUUCAACUGGAAUCAGUAGCUUGGGAGGUCAUAGUGAGAGAAGAACCCAAUGCGUUAAUAAAUUUGUGGCAGAGUAUGGGCGAAUGCCUUUGGUAUCUACUUCUGUAAAGGCCGUCGAUAGUCGCAACAUUUGGUUUUGGUAAUGCAGUAAUUUAUUUUUCCUUUCGAUUGCUGGAUUCCCACUCUUUUUGGUUUAGCAAGUUGAGUUAUUCCAAGACCAAAAAAAAGAAAGUAGAGUUGCCCACUUCUUUUUGGUUCUUGAGUUGUAAAAUAUUAAACUUUCUGCAUCACUUUGUAGUGUUUUGGCGAUAGAAAUUAUUUAGAUUGAUUCCUUGUAUUCUGAUCUUGUAACAUAUGGCAGUUUCCAUGUCAGAUAACUACUUGUAUUAGUCUUCUGAGUAGAAUGAAGUUACUACUUCAUGGUU